Molecule: messenger RNA, 2660 nt
Organism: Acanthaster planci (crown-of-thorns starfish)
Lineage: Eukaryota; Metazoa; Echinodermata; Asteroidea; Valvatida; Acanthasteridae
Gene: kif2a
Product: kinesin family member 2A
Biological process (GO): microtubule-based movement; microtubule depolymerization
Cellular component (GO): microtubule
Molecular function (GO): microtubule binding; microtubule motor activity; ATP binding
Source: RefSeq, a predicted model, not a curated record
UUCAACGGGAGAAAUUGGGGGCUGUGUGAAAGUGCUGAGGUUAUUGUAGAAUAUUUCGCGUUUGCAGCUUUUUAAUUGUACACUGUCAAGUGGAAAGCACCCAGAAUGGAUGUUUGUACUCUAAAAGUUGGCAUGAAUGUGGACAUUCAGCGAAGUGACGGUCGGGUUCACUCAGCAUGUAUCAGUGGAAUCAGCAAAGCUACAGACAGCGUUACCGUUGAAUGGUUUGAGCGUGGAGAAACCAAAGGAAAGGAGGUAGAGAUAUCGCAGGUCUACGCUCUAAACCCUGAGCUGAGCCCAGAGAUGGUUCAAGACAUUCCCAUCCCCCACACCAAGCCCCCUCCUGCGGCCUCCAGUAAUCGAGCCAGGCCUAGCAGUGCUAGAAUGCCUUUAGCUAAUGUACAGCAACCGCAGCAUGUGGCUAAGCCAGCCAGAGAACAGAAUAGAGAAGAUGUAUCUUCAGCUAGAGCGAGUCGUCCAAGCGUCUUAAAGGAGGCAGAGAAUGGAGCCAUUAACCACCACUCCCCUGCCCCUGCUGGCCCUGUACAGAACCUGCAGAAACAGGUGCCAACUGCUGCUUCACGCCGGAGGUCCAAUGUUGUCAAGGAGGUGGACAAGAUUAAGAAAAAUCGGGAGGAGAGACGGGCGAAGCAAGCUGAACAGAUCCAGCAACGGAACCAGGAUAUGGAUGGUAACCAUCCGCAGUAUGAUUUUAUCCGUAUGAUCAGGGAAUACCAGGAAGAUUUGGAAUUUCGUCCAGUUACCAGCAAUGAUUUGGUAGAGGACCAUCAAAUCACCGUGUGCGUCAGGAAGAGGCCACUUAAUAAAAAAGAAGUCGGCAAGCGAGAUGUUGAUGUUGUGACAAUACCAUCCAAGGAUUCUGUCAUAGUUCACGAACCUAAAUUGAAAGUUGACCUGACAAAGUACCUGGAGAACCAGACUUUCCACUUUGAUUACGGUUUUGACGAGCAUGCUACUAAUGAACUAGUGUACAAAUUCACAGCCAAGAAGUUGGUAGAGACAAUAUUUGACAAGGGUAUGGCAACAUGUUUUGCCUAUGGGCAAACUGGAAGCGGCAAAACACAUACCAUGGGAGGUAAUUUCAACGGCAAGAACCAGGAUGUGACCAAGGGAAUCUAUGCAAUGGCAGCAACUGAUGUCUUCAAGCUUUAUAACAAAGCUGAACACCGCAAGAAGGACCUGGUGGUCAGCUGUAGUUUCUUUGAGAUCUACAGUGGCAAGGUGUUUGACUUGUUAAACAAGAAGGCAAAACUGAAAGUUCUAGAGGAUGGCAAACAGGUUGUGCAAGUAGUGGGUCUACAAGAGAAGUCAGUCUCAUCAGUUGAUGAUGUCUUACGUCUAAUAUCACUGGGGAACAACGUCAGGACGUCAGGACAGACCUCGGCUAAUAAUCAUUCUUCCAGAUCCCACGCUGUAUUCCAGAUCAUUCUAAGGACGAGGAAAGCCAGCAGACUUUAUGGCAAAUUCUCCCUCAUAGACCUUGCGGGUAACGAGAGAGGGAAGGACACCCAGAGCUCUAACCGGCAGACGCGUAUGGAAGGGGCAGAGAUCAACAAGAGUUUACUGGCCCUUAAGGAAUGCAUCCGAUCUCUAGGCCACAAGGGGGCACAUGUCCCCUUCAGAGCCAGUAAACUCACCCAGGUACUGAGGGAUUCGUUCAUUGGAGAUAAUGCCAAAACAUGUAUGAUUGCAAUGAUAUCACCAGGCAUGAGCUCAUGUGAACACACACUCAAUACGUUACGCUAUGCAGACAGGGUGAAAGAGCUUGGACCAGGAGGUAGCCCAGGGGCAGGUGACUACCCAGGAGAGAUCAGUGCCUUGCCAUCCAGUCCAGAGAAGCUCCCUGAAUGCCUGUCACCUAGUAAUAGUGACUUGGCUAUGCUCUGCACCCACAAUGAAGAGGAAGUGUCUGCCGAGAUGUUUACAUUUCAUGAAGUGAUGAACCAACUUCAAGAGAUGGAGGAACAAAUCAUUGAUGACCAUCGCACAUGCCUAGAGGAAACCCAGCGGCUAGCAGCAGAGGAGGUCAGGUUGAUAGAGAUGACUGAUGAAGUAGACUAUGAUGUAGAAGAUUAUUCUGCCAAGCUGGACGAGAUCCUGACCAAGAAGAUUGACUUGAUGACCACACUACGGGACAGGAUCAACAACUUCCGACGACAGCUUCAGGAAGAAGAGAAGGCCAGUAAGAACAUCAAGAGGCCCCCUGCACCAUAAGGGAGCCAACAACCCCCUCCAAAUAUCCACAAACCCCACCCCAUCCCAGUCAGUUCAACCAGAGCUGCGCCCAGUGUGGCAGUUCAUUCAUAAUUGAAGGCAAGUUGUUACUUGCUGCCCUCGGUAGAUCGUUAAAUUCUGUGUUUUACUUUUCUCCAAAUAUAUGGAGGUACUAAGUAAUAACAAUGCCUUCCCAACCGAGUACUAGGGCAAGCAUAAAAGUACUGUGAAACAAGAUAUGUGGUCAAAGUUCUCUCUCUCUCUCUGAGAAAUCCUCAUGGUUCUGUUCAGGAAAAACAUCUCAACAUAAUAAUUUAAACACAUGUGGUAGCAUAUGCUUUCCAAACAGCAUAUGUGACCGGCUCUAGAAAAAUGGGUAAUAAGUCGCCAGAUUCUGGUUAUCAGUUUUUGAUAUGGCUGGAUUG